CAGCGACAACAGCAGUUGUAGGCAGCUUAUAACAAAAACAUAUAUAUAUAUAUAUAUAUAUAUAACGGCUUUUAAGCCAAACUAUUACGUAGUACGAACAAUGGUUGCGGCUGUUGCCGACGUACUAACAGCAGCAGCAGCAACAACAGCAACAGCAACUACAACGCCGGCGUUAGCAGCAACAGCGACGUUAGCGAACGGCAAUCGCAGCGACGCUCAAUUUGCAGCAUUAACGGCCGCAAGUGCCAGCGGUUCACAAGCAGCGACCUCCAAUUCAAAUAGCAAGAAUAACAACUGCAACAACAACAACAACAACAACCACACCAACAACAGCAACGGCAAUCGCAACAGCAUCAGUAUUCAUAUUGAUAAGCAAGACGACAACAACAGCAGCAAGAGCACCAACAACACCAACAAUACCAACACUAACAACAACAACAUGUCCGAUGCAAACGUUGCCGAUGCCGCCAAAGCAACUGGCACAACAGCAACACCAACAACGCCCACAACAACAACAACAUUAACAGCUGCAGCAACAACAAAAAGUGCCGUUAGCCAACGCAAUGUGGACAUCAAAAUUGAAAAGUCUAGCAACAUGGAAACCGCCACACAGCAGCUAAGCAAAAAGGUGCUCAAACUCGAUUUGGGCGCCAAAAACUUGGAUGAAUAUUCGCUGAAAUCGCCAAAAUCACCGAUUGCAGCACGUUUGCCGCAUCAAACAUCAUUGACGUCAUCGGUGGACGUUGAGGAUCGCAAGACAUUACGAGAGGCCUUAUAUCAGGGUAUAUUUCAUCGACAUCGCCGCACCAUAUUCGCGGUGGGCAGCUUUCUGCGAAUGCUACGAAGCCGUAACUCUCAGUACAAUACCAUUCGAAGCUCGUCGGAGGGCGAGGAUAUCGAUGAGUGUAACGGCCAGAGACAACAACUAAACACAACAACAACAACAACAGCAACAACAACAACCACUUGAACAUCUUGAAUAACAACAACAACGACAAUCUGGAUUAUUAUUAUGGAAUCUGCUUUUUAGAUGGAACGUAGUGCCAGCCAGUCGCAGAUCUUGUCGUACUCCAUUUUCGUCAACAUUCAUCUUCUUUUUUUUUUUUUAAUAUUAUAAUAUAUAUAUAUAUAUAUAUGUGGUGAGGGUGGGGGCUGACUGAUCCAUGAUUGAUCCCUGCAGAGCAUCGCACGUUCUUUUUUUUUUUUUUUUUACCUAGUAAAUAUAUAUUCACAUUACAUUAGUGCAUAAAGCUAAAUAGUCUUUCAUUUCUUAUAAGCAUCGAUCUGUUAUUGCAUGCUUCUAUUCGUAUGUCCUGCAUUGUAUACAGAAGCCUGCGAACCCAAAUUGCUUUAAAUGGUAAAUUUCUAAAUUUCAAUCCAUUACAAAAUUUUGAAUAGAUCUUUUUAGUUUUAAGUAUAAAUGAAAAAAAAAAAAAAAACAAUUAAAAUUAAAACUUUAAAAGUAUUUUUUUAGUUGAACUUUUUUGCUUAUCUUAUUUAAAAUUAAAAAUGUAAAGCAGUCAAAAUUCAAGCACUAUUUACUUACCUUUUUUUUUUUUUUUUUUAUUAAUAAAAAAAAAGUAUUCAUAUAAGUCGAAAUAUCAGACUACAAAGGCAAAAAAAAGGUUCGCAUGUGCAGCUAUGCUUAAUUUAUGACACAAUUCAUCGUCAUUCCACGCCUCCUCAUGUUAGAAGUAAUUGUUAAACCAAAGUAAGGCCAGAUUGGAAAAGAGCAAAAAAAAAAUUAAUUAAUUAAUUUAAAAAAUAUAUCUGCCAAAAAAAAAAACAAAGCAACCAUAAGACUAGCCACAAAAUGUUGUGUUUAGCAUUUAGACAGGGGAAAAUUUUUUAUUGUGAAAUGCCAUAUUAGUUUGCACCUAAUUAUAAAAAAAAAAUAAAUAAAUAGAUAUAUAUAAGUAUAUAUAUAGUUAUAUAUACAUAGAGCAUGCGAGUGUUGUUUGAAGACUUGGCAGACGAUACUUGACUUAGUUCUGUAACUUAUCAGACUGCCCUCGCAUGUUGCAUUCAAGCAUUCCAAUUACUACAUCAAAUCAAAGAGCUUCAGAGUUCACAUCGAUCCCCAUUCCUCAUUCAACUCCUUUGCCUUUUUCAACCCUUUCUGCAAAUAAACGGAUCUGAAAGACGCCUUAUAUUCGAAAAUAUAAUAAUAAAAAUUAAUAAAAAUGAAAACACAAAACAAAACAAAAAAAACAAUUACAAAGAAAAUUAUAAAAGAAAUAAUAAUAGUUAAUUCUAGUAUUUAGAAUCUUUUUUUUAAGUAAGCUAAAAUGUGAAACUUGAGCUAAAUGAAGCGUUAAUAUCUAUGUACUAUAUGUAUGUAAUACUGUAAUACUGACGAAAUGCAAAAAAAAAAAAAGAAACAAAAGAAAAGAAAA
Drosophila mojavensis is the source of this 2396-nucleotide messenger RNA. RefSeq names its product probable serine/threonine-protein kinase DDB_G0282963. The coding region runs from base 101 to 970 and encodes 289 amino acids. The record is from RefSeq and is a predicted model, not a curated record. The transcript has 3 exons. Lineage: Eukaryota; Metazoa; Arthropoda; Insecta; Diptera; Drosophilidae.